GAGCGUCCCACUCCACACUAAUAAUUUCUCCGAAAACCUACUUGCUGCCAAACAGCCGAUUAGUCUUUCGGGCUUUUCACCGCUUGUACCACUACAUUCCGAAUCCCUAACGCCGCCGCCGUUCCUUCAGUCACAUUUGAUGAUGGCCCGGGUCCACGCCUCCUACGCUGACUUCACGCCGACUUCGUUGGUUUCACGUCGCCUCCGCCGGUUUCGCCCUUCCUUCACUGGAUUCACGCUUUCGUCGCCGCAUGUUCACCUCCGCCUCCUUAUGCACUCAACUUCACACAUAUCAACGUCGCCGUCACCGAAUUCUUCGCCGCUGCACUUUUAUAAGGUGUCUAUGAAAGGCCAAAGCACAUUCUUAUCAGGAUGCGAUGAUAGUGUUUCAACGGAGAGGCCAUGGAAAACUAGUGAUGCUAGGCUUGUGCUCGAAGAUGGAUCUGUAUGGAUGGCCAAGUCAUUUGGUGCUUCUGGAACACAAGUUGGCGAAGUGGUGUUUAAUACAUCUUUGACAGGGUAUCAGGAAAUUUUGACAGACCCCAGCUAUGCUGGGCAGUUUGUUUUGAUGACUAAUCCUCAUAUUGGAAAUACUGGUGUUAAUUUAGAUGAUGAAGAGUCAAAUCAAUGUUUCCUUGCUGGUUUGGUUAUUAGAAGUAUUAGCAUGUGCACUUCAAAUUGGAGGUGCAGGGAAGCUCUUGGUGAUUACUUGAAAAAACAGAACAUCAUGGCUAUAUAUGAUGUGGAUACUAGGGCAAUUACUCGCAGGCUUAGAGAAGAUGGGAGUCUUAUAGGUGUCUUAAGUACAGACGAAUCUACAACAGAUAAAGAAUUGAUAGAGAUGGCCCACAAAUGGAAAAUUGUUGGAGUUGAUUUGAUCAGUGGCAUCUCAUGUGAAGCUCCAUAUAAAUGGUCAGAAAAAACUGAUUCGGAGUGGGAGUUCAAAACAGGAAGUGAUCAUCGUGAAGAAUUUCAUGUUGUUGCAUAUGAUUUUGGGAUUAAACAUAAUAUUCUAAGACGUUUGGCUUCAUAUGGAUGUAAAGUAACUGUUGUCCCAUCAAAAUGGCCUGCUUCAGAGACAUUAAAGUUGAAUCCUGAUGGAGUUCUAUUUAGCAAUGGUCCAGGAGACCCAGCAGCAGUUCCUUAUGCUGUGGAAAUAGUUAAAGACAUAAUUGGUAAGGCUCCAGUGUUUGGAAUUUGCAUGGGUCACCAAUUACUGGGACAAGCAUUAGGUGGCAAGACAUUUAAAAUGAAAUUUGGUCAUCAUGGUGGAAAUCAUCCUGUUUGCAACCUUCGAAAGGGAUGCAUUGAGAUUAGUGCCCAGAACCAUAAUUAUGCUGUGGAUCCUGCCUCACUUCCCCCCAACAUUGAAAUGACGCACAUAAAUUUAAAUGACAAUAGCUGCGCUGGUCUCCGUUGCCCUGAGCUAAAAAUCAUGUCUCUACAGUACCAUCCAGAGGCCUCUCCUGGUCCUCAUGACUCUGAUCUAGCCUUUCGGGAGUUUAUACAGCUAAUGAAGAGUUCUAAAUCCUAAAGCAUAUCCAAGAAAUUUCUGUUUUAUGAUUUAAUUUUGCUGCUGAGUGAAAGAACAAAGAGAUUUGAUGGUGUGUGUUUCAUGUUGGGAUUGUUAUGGAAACUAAUAAUUGUGUGUUGGCCUUGAGAAAUUUGUUCUUUGUUCAGUUUGGUUAAUUGAAAUUCAAUCCAUUUAACCAAGUAGCUUAAGCACACACCAAUGUUGAUCAUGUGAAGCAUUGCCAUUGCUUGCAUGAUACUCUAUUUUAAAAUAAUAUCAAAAAUAUAAUUUUCCUCU
Messenger RNA from Dendrobium catenatum, 1810 nucleotides. Its product is annotated as carbamoyl-phosphate synthase small chain, chloroplastic. The transcript has 11 exons. The coding region runs from base 140 to 1534 and encodes 464 amino acids. The record is from RefSeq and is a predicted model, not a curated record. Gene Ontology annotation, cellular component: cytoplasm; carbamoyl-phosphate synthase complex. Gene Ontology annotation, biological process: L-glutamine metabolic process; 'de novo' pyrimidine nucleobase biosynthetic process; L-arginine biosynthetic process. Gene Ontology annotation, molecular function: carbamoyl-phosphate synthase (glutamine-hydrolyzing) activity. Lineage: Eukaryota; Viridiplantae; Streptophyta; Magnoliopsida; Asparagales; Orchidaceae.